Messenger RNA from Trematomus bernacchii (emerald rockcod), 4257 nucleotides. RefSeq names its product Scm like with four mbt domains 1 (gene sfmbt1). The transcript is spliced from 21 exons. Gene Ontology annotation, biological process: regulation of DNA-templated transcription. Lineage: Eukaryota; Metazoa; Chordata; Actinopteri; Perciformes; Nototheniidae. Gene Ontology annotation, molecular function: transcription corepressor activity; histone binding. The coding region runs from base 119 to 2704 and encodes 861 amino acids. The record is from RefSeq and is a predicted model, not a curated record. Gene Ontology annotation, cellular component: nucleus.
GUGACGUUCAGUAACUUGACUCGGACACACAGGCGGUUCUACCAUGUGUGCAGUGAGUCCCACACGGUGGUAAUACAUGUAACACAGCCCCUAGUCUCGGCCUUGAGGGGGCACCAGCAUGAGUCAGAAGUUGCCGGAGUCUGAAAGAGACUCUGCUCAGGAUGCGUCUGACUUUAACUGGGACGAAUACCUGGAGGAGACUGGAGCCGUGUCGGUGCCACACCACGCCUUCAAACAUGUGGACCAGGGCCUGCAGACCGGCCUGGCUCCGGGCAUGAAGCUGGAGGUGUGUGUGCGCUCCGAGGCCGACAGCCCUUACUGGGUGGCCAACAUCAUCACCACAUGUGGCCAGCUGCUGCUGCUGCGCUACGAGGGGUACCAGGAUGACCGGCGUGCCGACUUCUGGUGUGACCUGAUGACGGCAGACCUCCACCCGCUGGGAUGGAGUCGCCAGCACGGGAAGACAAUGAAGGCCCCCGAGGGUGUGCGUGAGAAGCACCAGGACUGGGAGGCUCUGCUGGAGAAGGCCCUUGCUGAGGAGUGCAGCGCGCCCGCUAACCUGCUGGAACUGCCGCAGCGGGGCAGGGACCCGGUGGAGCUGCUGUGUGCCGGCUGCUACGUGGAGAUCCAGGACGGUGCUGACCCGGGGUCAGCCUGGGCUGCUGAGGUGGAGGAGAACGUUGGAGGAAGGCUGAAGUUGCGUCUGGUAGGAACCGAGGGCCUCCCGGACACACCCACAAUCCUCUGGCUCUUUUACCUCCACCCACGCCUCCACCCACCCGGCUGGGCCAAAGAGCACGGCUGCACCCUCAGGCCUCCCUCAGACUUGUUGGCCCUGCGGACAGAAGCAGAGUGGGAGGAGGUGCGACAGAGGAUCAGCGACCUGCCUCAGGACGAAGCUCUGACUGCAGAGUUCAGUAAGGAUCAGCCUGCCAUCGCCGCCCAUUGUUUCAAAGAAGGAAUGAAACUGGAAGCUGUUGACCCAGCUGCUCCCAUUUCCAUCAAGCCUGCCACUGUCACCAAGGUGUUCAAUGAGCAGUACUUCCUGGUGAAGAUGGACGACCUCUGUGGCAUUGAGGAGUCAGACGGUGCUGCUGGGAGGUCCUUCCUGUGUCACAGAGACAGUCCCGGGAUCUUCCCUACUCAGUGGUGCCUUAAAAAUGGAGUCACUCUCAGCCCCCCACCAGGACACCAGGGUCCGGACUUUGACUGGGCGGAUUACCUGAAACAGUGCGAGGCUGAGGCAGCUCCUCAACACUGCUUUCCAACUGAGCAGUGCGACCACAGCUUCAAAGAGGCCAUGAAACUGGAGGCUGUCAACCUGCUGUCCCCUGAGAACAUUCACGUGGUGACUGUCACCGGGGUCAAAGGGCAGUACAUCUGGCUCAGCCUGGAAGGACUUAAGCAGCCCAUGCCCGAGCUGAUAGUUCAUGUGGACUCCAUGGACCUCUUCCCCGUCAGCUGGUGCGAGACUAACGGCUACCCACUCGUCUUCCCCAUCAAACCUCAAGUUGAAAAAGACAGGAAGAUUGCUGUGGUGCAGCCAGAAAAACAUCGAUUUCCACCUAAGUCAUCAUCACCUGACGUCAAGCAGCACAUGGGCUACAAUUCAGAGACAGGACAGGGGAACGGGAAAUACACCUGCCCCAAGAUCUACUUCAACCACCGCUGUUUCUCUGGGCCGUACCUUAACAAGGGACGCAUUGCUGAGCUUCCUCAGUUCAUUGGGCCUGGAAACUGUGUCCUGGUGCUCAAAGAGGUACUUACUCUGCUGAUAAACUCGGCAUACAAGCCCAGCCGGGUGCUGAGGGAGCUGCAGCUGGACCAGGAGAGCCGCUGGCAGGGCCAUGGAGAGACACUCAAAGCAAAGUACAAGGGGAAGAGUUACCGGGCCACUGUGGAAAUAGUCCGCACUGCAGACCGUGUGGCAGACUUCUGCAGGAAAACAUGCAUCAAGCUCGAGUGCUGCCCGAACCUGUUCGGACCUCGCAUGGUUCUGGAGCGCUGCUCAGAAAACUGCUCUGUCCUCACCAAGACCAAAUACACUUAUUACUAUGGAAAGAAGAAGAGUAAGCGUGUUGGCCGUCCCCCCGGGGGCCACUCCAACCUGGAGGGUGGAGUGAAGAGGAGAGGGAGGAGGAGGAAGAGGAGGAAGCAGCUCUUUGUCCAUAAGAAGAGACGCUCCUCCGCCUCUGUGGAUAACACGCCUGCUGGGUCUCCACAGGGCAGCGGCGACGAAGAAGAUCUGGAUGAAGAUGACUCCCUGAGUGACUCCGGCUCCGACCUGCAGGAUGAUUCUGAACAGUCGAUCGAGAAGUCUCAGCCCGCCACGCCGUGCCCCUCCCCCCCGGCAACACCCAGACCCACACGCCGGCGCAGGAAACCCCGCUCACCCUCGUUCUCCGAUGAUGAGAACCGCCCUCCUUCCCCAAAGACUUCAAAGAUUGAGGCUCCUCCGAAGUUGUGUUUAGACACCAGCCCGCUGGAGUGGAGCGUUACUGACGUGGUUCGCUUCAUCAGGACCACUGACUGUGCUCCUCUUGCUCGGAUUUUCUUGGAUCAGGAGAUUGACGGACAGGCACUUUUGCUGCUGAACCUCCCAACAGUGCAGGAGUGUAUGGACUUGAAGCUGGGACCGGCCAUCAAGCUGUGCCACCACAUUGAGAGGGUCAAGCUGGCGUUUUAUCAGCAGUUUGCCACGUAGCCGCCGGGGAAUGAACAUGGACCUGACUGCAUACUGUUCUGUGUAUUCAUUCUGUGAAAAACACAGUUUUUUCCAAUUUUGACUUUGACAACACUGGACGUCCUUUUACUAUCAUGAAUAUACUUUGUUGUGUUGGAAAGGAAUUAAGAGUAAUUAACAGUUUAGGUGCCCCUUAGGAAAGACACAGCAGGAAACUGAAAAACGGAAGCGAUUCAAGACACUUUGAUGUCUUAAGUGAGUUUAAAUUACAGCAUAUUUCGCAAAAACAAAGCAAGCCAUCAUCAAGGACUUACUUAGUUUUGAUACAUUAUUUUGAACUUGUGUUUCUUCAGAGUGUCCCGAAUUGUACUCUUUUAUUUAUGUGGAUGACCAAGUGCCAGUGCUACAACUCAGCCUGUUUUGUCCAUUGUUGAUUUCUCCCUGACCUGCUGUCUGUACAAGGGAAUACCACUGAAUCACAGCUUUUACUUUAACCUGGAAUAUCUGUUAUCUGCGAUCACUUGGGUCCAAUUUUGUUGAAAAUACGUUCUAGUUUUUUUGGUGCAGAUAAGGCUAGAAGCAGGACAUGACAGACCUCCUACAUUGAAGCGCUUAAAAGCAAACCUUUUCACUAAAUCAAGACUAGUGCAAAUGCUGUGUCUUUAAGCCUUUUUUUAUGGUUUCUAGUUUAGACACAUUUUUAUUUUUAACAAAACAUUUAUCCCAAUAAUCAAGCAAAGAAAGAAAACUGUUUGCAUACAGGUGGAACCAGAAGUUUUGUAGGAUUAUUACAGUCAGACGUAAUAAUAAACUAGAAACUGAUUGUGGAGUUGACAGUGUCCCAAGGUUAAGAGAUUGAUAAUAGUGUAAACACCAGACAUGUAUGUUGUACUAACAGUUUGCAAAUGUCAUCCAGGUGAAUUAAGAUACAAUCUGCUAAAAACACUGAAAAAAGUGGGCCCUCAUCUCAAGAUUUCAAAUUGUUGUUCAAGCUUAUACAGUAUGUAAGAGCAGUUUACAAUGUAAGGUAAUGCAAGCACAAGCAACACCAUGUACUGUAUGGUGGUAUGCAAGUAUGACAGUGCAUGUUUGUAUAUAGUGUAUAUAUAAUCAAAUAUCUUCUAGUGCAACAGGGUGAUUAGAAAAAAAAGAAAAAAAGAGAAAUACAAUUUCUACAUAAGCAAUGUGUAAUUCCCCUAAAUAUACAGUAUAUUUGCACAGAAUACACCUAAACUUUCUCAUAUGGGUGUUUUAACUAAUUCAGCUAUAGUUGAUUAUUUGAGCCAUUUCUUAUUUGUUGUUUUUAACAAUUAACUGAAUAACUUUGCAGUUUCAAACCAAGAAGGUAUUAUCAAAGUACUUUUGUGAAUUAGUUUUCCUCUUUUUACCAGUUUUUGUAGUGUGAUUUACUGUAUUGUUCAUUUUGUGUGAGAAAGAAACCUCUAUAGGUUCUCUGUUUACUAAUUUGCUUGUUUGCGUUAUAUUAAAAGCAAUUGAGCAGCUUUGUUUCUCCUAUUCCAAGACGAUAACUGCUAUUUAAGAGAUGACUGCAAUUAAAUCAAUGAAUAACAAAA